AUGUCUUCGCAGGCAGAGUCUGUCAUCCGAUCCUCGCCGGAUGCGAGCAGCGACACCAAGCCAGAGGUCGCCAUUGUUAUUGAUGAUACUUCGGUAACCGAGCAAAAGAAAGAUUCAGCUAGUAUCUGGCGCCGUUGCUUGAGCUUCGUCUGGGACUCUGUCGAUGGCGACCCGGAGUAUCGCAGAUACGUCCGGAGGCUGGACCUAUUCUUCUUUCCCACAGUACUUUUCGGCUACUUCAUCAAGUACCUAGAUCAGACGAAUUACAGCAAUGCCUUUGUCAGCGGCAUGCAAGAAGAUCUAUCCCUCUACGGUAAUGAGCGAAACUGGCUCAACACCUGGUUCGCCCUCGGUGUCAUAAUCGGCAGCGUACCGGCACAAUUGCUUCAACUUCGCUACAUUCGUCCGUCAAUCCUCAUCCCCAGCUGCGAGCUCGCAUGGUCCGCACUGGUCAUCGCAAUGGGAUUUGCGAAGACCAUCAAGACGAUGUACGCCCUCCGCUUCUUCAUCGGCCUCCUGGAAUCGUGCGCCUUCCCAGGCUACACUGCUCUCCUAGGCGCCUGGUACGGUCCCACCGAGCUCGCCAAGCGGAUCGCCAUCCUUCUCGAGGUCGAGUCAAUCGCUGGAAUGUUCUCUGGGUAUCUGCAAGCAGGUCUGUACUCCAGUAUGAAUGGCCGGCAUGGACUUGCUGGCUGGCGAUGGCUCUUCGUCAUGGACGGCGUUAUAUCCCUCCCGAUUGCAUUGUGGGGCUUUUUCGGGUUACCAGAUACGCCGCAUAACACGCGGGCAUUCUACCUGAACAAGGAGCAUGUCCGGUAUGGUAUCCAGCGAAUAGAGCGACUCGGCCAUGUGGCUCAAGAGCGACUGACCUGGGCGAAAGCCAAAGCCGUCUAUUGCAGAAGGGACAUUUGGCUAUUUGUCUUUCCCUACGUAAUGCUCGCCGCCAACCAUUCCGCAACCCAAUACUUCAACCUCUACCUCAAAGCCUCGGGCUACAGCGUCUCCCAGCGCAACACCCUCCCCACUGCCGGCAACGCUCUCGCCAUCGUCAUCACUAUCCUCUGGGGUAUGCUCGCAGACCGCACACAUCACUACUACUGGCUCAUCGUCAGUCUGUGCGGCGUCAUGAUGCUGUCGAAUAUCCUGCUGUCGGUGUGGAAUAUCCCCCACAAAGCGUUGAUGGCGGCCUACUACAUCUCCUACGCUGGCUCCGCAACGACGCCGGUGUUGAUCGCGUGGGCCAACCUGGCCCAUGCAAGCGAUCCACAUCUGCGAUCCCUCCUCGUCGCCACAUCGAAUGUCUUUUCCUACGCUUGGGUCCUGUGGGUUCCCCUGGUUCUCUUCCCAACCUACAAUGCUCCAAAGUACAAGUACGGCUACCAGAUCUUGAUCCUAUUCGGUGGUCUCGCAGUUGUGGGCGUCACGCUUCUGAGGAAUUCGUUUCGACGCAAAUCUGGCUGA
This is a messenger RNA of Zymoseptoria tritici IPO323, 1461 nucleotides long. RefSeq lists its product as uncharacterized. Gene Ontology annotation, biological process: transmembrane transport. Bases 1 to 1461 code for a protein of 486 amino acids. Gene Ontology annotation, cellular component: membrane. NCBI's taxonomy places the organism in Eukaryota, Fungi, Ascomycota, Dothideomycetes, Mycosphaerellales, Mycosphaerellaceae. The transcript is spliced from 7 exons. The record is from RefSeq and is a predicted model, not a curated record. Gene Ontology annotation, molecular function: transmembrane transporter activity.